This is a messenger RNA of Scomber japonicus (chub mackerel), 4785 nucleotides long. It is a transcript of the gene rims1b, whose product is annotated as regulating synaptic membrane exocytosis 1b. The coding region runs from base 1 to 4785 and encodes 1594 amino acids. Gene Ontology annotation, molecular function: transmembrane transporter binding; small GTPase binding. Lineage: Eukaryota; Metazoa; Chordata; Actinopteri; Scombriformes; Scombridae. The record is from RefSeq and is a predicted model, not a curated record. Gene Ontology annotation, biological process: regulation of synaptic plasticity; intracellular protein transport; calcium ion-regulated exocytosis of neurotransmitter. Gene Ontology annotation, cellular component: presynaptic membrane; cytoskeleton of presynaptic active zone. The transcript is spliced from 33 exons.
AUGUCCGCCUCGGUGGGGCCCCAAGGCGGCCCUCGCCCACCCACCGCGCCGCCAUCCAUGCCGGAUCUGCCGGACCUCAGCCACCUCACAGAGGAGGAGAGGAAGAUCAUUAUGGGAGUGAUGGCUCGGCAAAAGGAGGAAGAGGAGAAAGAACAAGCCAUGCUAAAAACACUGCACCAGCAGUUUGAGAGCUACAAACAGGAGGUGCGUCGCAUCGGAGCGGAGACACGGCGUCAACAGACCCAACAGAAGGAUGACGCACCCACCUGCGGUAUCUGCCGCAAGACCAAGUUUGCAGACGGCUGCGGCCACCUUUGCUCCUACUGCCAGACCAAAUUCUGCGCUCGCUGCGGGGGCCGGGUCUCCCUGCGCUCCAACAAUGAGGACAAAGUGUGUCUCAUAGUGAAGGACAGGGUAAUGUGGGUAUGCAACCUGUGCCGUAAGCAGCAGGAGAUUCUCACCAAAUCAGGAGAAUGGUUUUCGGGGUCAGGGGUGCGGCCUGGGAGCCUUGGCACCUCUUUGACCGACCCAGCCACGGGAGGUGAGGCCCAACGGGACAGGAAGCUACUUCGCUCCAGGUCCCAAGCCCCACCCUCCACCAAUUCCAACACAGGCCUGCCAGACGGGACACAGCCUCCCCCUGGUGUCACUGCUGCCAAGGGUGCUGACACCAUGCCUGGCUCCCGCUCCCAAAGUGAACCACCCAGAGAAAAGAAAAGGCCAGUUUCCCUCCAUGAACAAAAUGGUAAGGGAGGCAUGGGGCGCGGUAGUGGGCGGAGGCCUGCUGGGAAGUUGCCUUCUCAGUCAUCCCUGGAUGAGCGGGUAGGCCCCGCCGACCGAGGUGAGAGACGGUUAGGAGAUGGCCGGAGACUGGAGAAGAUCCAUUCUCAGGACUAUGAGGAUGGGGAGGAGAAUUUGGGUCGUUUAGAAACACAUCGCAGACGCCCAGAUGAUGAGGAACAGAGAGAGCGCCAGCGCCGUGAGGAGGAGUUCCAGAAUCGUUACCGUAGUGACCCCAAUCUUGCCCGAUACCCAGUUAAACCACAGAAGGAGGAGCAGGAGAUGCGCAUGCAUGCUAAAGUUUCCAAGGUCCGUCAUGAACGACGACACAGUGAUCUAGCGAUCAAUGAGGUUGGACUAGGGCCUGGCGAAGGAGGAGGUGCAGGGGAGGUGCCUGAAAACCGACUGGCCAGGAGAGGUGGAGGUGGGGAGGGAGACCACAAGGCCGUCAUGGAGAACCACCAAGCUUACUCUGUGGAUAGGACCGUGGGGGUUGGAGGGGGACCUCCCCCUGUAGGUGGUGUGAGAUCAGGGCCCCAACCUGGGGGACCAGUGCCUCCAGAUUGGGGCCCGAACAAGGGCCACCUAGAGCCCGGUACAACACGGACACCAAGGGACAAAGGUGGGGAUAACCUGCUGAGGAAGGACUCUCAGAGCUCAGACCAGUCGGAAUCUUUGCGGCCACCCCCUCCACGGUCAUACAAGAGCAAACGCGGAGUCAACAGGAGGCAGAUGUCCAUCAGCAGCUCAGAGGAGGAGGGCGGCUCCACGCCCGAGUACACCAGCUGUGAGGAUUGCGUCAGCGAGAAAGGUGACUGGGAUUGUCAUCCACUAGAUCCUACAGUGUGGCAUCAUCCAGUUACAUGGCAGCCAUCCAAAGAGGGUGAUCACCUGAUUGGGCGCAUCACUCUAAGCAAGAGGUCUGCCAUGCCCCGAGAAGCUGGCUCCCUCCUCGGCCUAAAAGUGGUUGGAGGGAAGAUGACAGAGACAGGGAGACUUGCGGCCUUCAUCACCAAAGUAAAGAAAGGCAGCCUAGCAGAUGUCGUGGGACACCUACGAGCAGGUGACGAGGUUUUACAGUGGAAUGGGAAGUCGUUGCCAGGAGCAACCAAGAAAGAAGUGUACAACAUUAUCCUUGAAUCCAAGGCUGAGCCUCAAGUGGAGAUUGUUGUUUCAAGACCUAUCGGAGACAUCCCGAGAAUCCCAGAGUCAUCCCACCCUCCUCUAGAAUCUACAGGCUCCAGUUCCUUUGAGUCACAGAAAAUGGACCGUCCCUCUAUAUCAGUAAUGUCCCCUACUAGCCCCGGGACCCUCAGAGACCUUCCUCUGGUAUUGCCUGGACAGCUCUCUGUGAAACUGUGGUACGACAAAGUGGGCCAUCAGUUGAUCGUCAACGUCCUUCAAGCCAUAGACCUGCCACCCCGACCAGACGAACGACCUCGGAACCCCUAUGUCAAGAUGUACUUCCUGCCUGAUAGAAGUGAUAAGAGUAAACGACGGACUAAAACAGUGAAGAAGAGUGCCGAGCCCAAGUGGAACCAGACCUUCUUAUACUCCCACGUUCACAGACGGGACUUCCGAGAACGCAUGCUAGAGAUCACUGUCUGGGACCAGCCUAGGGUCCAAGAGGAGGAGAGCGAAUUUCUGGGCGAGAUCCUGAUAGAGUUGGAGACCGCCUUGCUGGACGACAUUCCUCAUUGGUAUAAACUCCAGACGCAUGACGUGUCCUCUAUACCUCUGCCACAGCCUUCUCCGUACCUCCCACGCAGACAUGUCCAUGGAGACAGCCCCAGCAAGAAACUACAGAGGUCUCAUCGCAUCAUUGAUACAGAGUUUGAUGAUGGUUUGAUAGUAACUAAAGAUGCAGAGCGUAACUCCAGGGAGAGAGAGCGAGGCAGUACGCUGGCUGUGCCCGAGCAGCAGCGAACCGUCCAGCACCGCUCCCGCUCAGUGUCUCCUCACAGAGAGGACUCCUGCAGGGCAAGGUCACGACCCGCACACGUGCCCAUGCAAAGGAGUCUGGAUGAGAUCCACCAGAACCGUCACCACUCCCACUCCCCCUCCCGCUACCACGACUCACACUUGGAGCAUCAGCGCUCUGGUGACUCGGACUACGAGUACUCUGAGGACAGUGAGGUCCUGGAGAUGCACAGGUCUAUCCGGGGCGGGAGUGCCGAGUGCCUGCACACAAACAGCGACCUGCAGCCAUCGUUGGACAGAGUGAGGAGUGCCAGCACCACUUGUCUGAGACCAGACACCAACUUUCACUCUCCUGACAGAGACAGGUGCUCCAACUCUUUGCCCCGCAAGACUCCCCCAAGACCAAGGAUCUUAGUAGAACAUGUGGCCCCUGAGGAAGACAGGCAGUGUAGCAAUUCAUCAAGUCCAAACUGUCUAAGGGGCAGCAAAAAAAGCCUGGAGGGUGACAGUCGCAUCCAGCCCACCUCUAUCCUGAGGGGCAGUAGGGGGAGAGGGGGCCCACUGAGGCCCUUUGGCCAGACUGCCCUGGCAGGGUCCUGUACUAACUCUCCACGGCCAGACAGAGCACACCAUCAUGGCAGCCCCUCCUCUCCCACUGGGACUCCAUCAUCAGGUCGCAGGGGCAGGCAGCUGCCACAGCUCCCUGCUAAGAGCAGCAGCAUAGAGAUAGCCCUUGCGGUGGAGGAGCGAGCCCGACAGCUGCAGAUGAAAGUACAUUCCUACCGGCCUUCAGCCUCCCACGACCCCGAGACGGACCUCAAGACCAAACGGGAGAUGUACGCAGAACAGAGGCGCAGCAGUGACAACAUGUCGGCCAGAUCGUCAGACAGUGAUAUGAGUGAUGUGUCAGCUCUCUCCCGUGCCAGCAGUGCCUCCCGCCUCAGUAGCACCAGCUACAUGUCUAUCCAAUCAGAACGACCCGGGGGACGACUCAGGUCCAAGUCAUUAGAGGAGGAGAAGAAGGACAGGAGGAUUUCGUGGGGGGUGAAUGGAGAGGAGGGGAGGAGGAGGUCGGCGGGAAAGAGACGUUUCUCUGAGGAGUUGAAGCGCAGGAGACACACUGUAGCUGGAGACACAAGGGAGUCCAGUCGGCAGAUGCGAGCGUCAGCGGGCCGCAGCAUGCUAAAGAGCUCCAGCGUGAGCGGGGAGAUCUACACCCAAGAGCGAACAGACGGCAGCCAAUCGGACACAGCGCUGGGCACGGUGGGCGGCGGCAGCAAAAAGAGACGCUCCAGCCUCAGUGCCAGGGUGGUGGCCAUUGUGGGUAACCGCCGCAGCCGCAGCACUUCACAGAUCAGCGGCCCUGAGGGGAAGAGUAAGAAGGAGAAGGGUGCGCCCAUCCAGAGGAGCACAGAGACCGGCAUGGCAGUGGAGCUGACCAGGAACAUGAGUCGCCAGCCUAGCAGAGAGUCCAACAAUGGCAGCAUGAACAGCUACAACUCUGAGGGAAAUUUGAUCUUCUCUGGAGUCAAUCUGGGUGCCAGCAGUCAGUUCAGUGACUUCCUGGAUGGUCUAGGACCGGCUCAGUUAGUAGGCAGGCAGACACUGGCUACACCUGCCAUAGGUGACAUCCAGAUUGGGAUGAUGGAGAAAAAGGGUCAGCUGGAGGUUGAAGUUAUCAGAGCGCGUGGACUUGUCCAAAAGCCAGGAUCCAAAUCUCUCCCUGCUCCAUAUGUCAAGGUCUAUCUGCUGAAUAAUGGAGCGUACGUAGCCAAAAAGAAAACCAAGAUUGCACGGAAAACACUUGACCCACUGUACCAGCAAGCACUGCUAUUCGAGGAAAGCCCACAGGGUAAAGUCUUACAGGUGAUUGUAUGGGGAGACUACGGCCGCAUGGACCAUAAAAGCUUCAUGGGAGUUGCACAAAUCCUAUUGGAGGAACUGGACUUAUCAAGCACAGUAAUCGGUUGGUACAAGUUGUUCCCACCUUCCUCCUUGGUGGAUCCGACGCUCGCCUCCCUAACACGGCGAGCUUCCCAGUCAUCGCUGGACAGCUCCUCUGGACCACCAGGGGUCCGAUCCUAG